CCCUCCUGGGCGUCAGCUCGGUUUGUUUUAGUCUGAGUACUUCAGAACCAAACAGUUCGUGCUCGGGACAACAUGAAGUUCUUUUUCUUGUUCUUUCUUCCCUUUGUUUCUCCAGUGAGACACUCCCUGAAAUAUUUUCUCACCAUGACAUCUGGAAUCCCAAACAUCCCAGAGUUUAUGGCUGUUGCACUGGUUGAUGAUCUUCAGUUGGGAUACUGUGACAGCAACAUAAAGAGGGCCAAGCCCAGACAGGAGGGCUUUGUGAAAGCAUUCGUAAAAGAUAAUCCAGAGGACCUGGAGUGGUACACUGGGAGGUGUUUUAUACUGCACAGUAGCUUCAGAUUCAGUCUGGUCAGUUUAAUGCGGCGCUUCAACCAAACUGAAGGUGUCCACACUUACCAGAGGCUGGAUGGCUGUGAAUGGGACAAUGAGACCGGAGAGGUCAAAGGUUUUCAUCAGUACAGUUAUGACGGAGAAGACUUCCUUGUAUUGGACCUGAACACAAUGACCUGGAUCGCUCCAGUGCCGCAGGCUGUCCCCACCAAACUGAAAUGGGACACUGAUGAAGGCACACUGCAGUUCAAUAAGAUUUUCUAUGGGCAUGUAUGUCCUGAAAAGCUGAAGAAGUAUGUGACUUAUGGAAACAGCUAUCUGCAGAGAACAGACCUCCCCUCGGUGUUUCUCCUCCAGAAGUCUCCGUCCUCUCCAGUCUGCUGUCAUGCUACAGGUUUCUAUCCUGAUAAAGCCGACAUAUUCUGGAGAAAAGAAGGACAGCAGCUUUUUGAGGACGUGGAUCACGGAGAGCUGCUCCCCAACCACGACGGAACCUUCCAGAUGAGUGUGGACCUGAACCUUUCAUCAGUCAAACCUGAAGACUGGGAGAAGUACGAGUGUGUGUUUCAGCUGGCUGGUGUCAAACACGACAUCAUCACCAAACUGGACAAAGACGCCAUCUGGACCAACCACGAGACACCCAGGGACAUCCGCGUCCCCGUCAUUGUUGCUGUUCUUGCACUUGUUCUGGCUGCAAUCGUUGGAUUCAUAGUUUACAAGAAGAAGAAAGGAGCGAAAUGUCCUCCGUCUCCUGACAGCAGCUCUGAGGCCUCACAGCACCUGAAUCCAGAUGCCACGACAACAUGAACACUGUUUUUGGAUUGAUGUCUCACUGGAAAAUGAGGAGACGUCAUCAUGCUCUUUAUUGUCAUAACUAUUUUGAUUACUUUUUAAUAACACGUGGAGCAGUAUUAUUCAACAAUUAUGAGUUAUUUUUUUUAAAUGCCAUCAUUUUUCUCUUUUAUGU
This is a messenger RNA of Thalassophryne amazonica, 1300 nucleotides long. RefSeq names its product major histocompatibility complex class I-related gene protein-like. The coding region runs from base 73 to 1140 and encodes 355 amino acids. Gene Ontology annotation, biological process: immune response. Lineage: Eukaryota; Metazoa; Chordata; Actinopteri; Batrachoidiformes; Batrachoididae. The transcript has 8 exons. Gene Ontology annotation, cellular component: external side of plasma membrane. The record is from RefSeq and is a predicted model, not a curated record.